GUUGACACGACAAGCUAAGCUAAUUAUCAAGAUGGAAGGUGCCCGCACGUGGAUACAAGAUCCCGAUAAUCUCCAAGACGAGCCGAAGUCGUUCACGUUUGAUCACAGCUACUGGUCAUUUGAUGGAUACCGCGAACUGGAGAAUGGAUAUCUGGAACCCACCAGUCCACAAUAUGCAGAUCAGAAAAAGGUGUUUGAUGAUUUGGGCAGGAGUGUACUGACCAACGCAUGGCUCGGCUAUAACUGUUCACUCUUUGCAUAUGGCCAAACAGGAAGUGGGAAAUCGUACUCAGUGGUUGGUUAUGGUCCAAAUAAAGGAAUAGUUCCCAUGUUUUGUGAGCAGCUCUUUGAUGAAAUCAACCAGAAAGUGAGCUUAAAUGCACAAGAAACAGAAUACCAGGUGUCCUUCAGUAUGCUGGAAAUAUACAAUGAAAAGGUGCGAGACUUGCUCAACCCAAAAGGAAGCAAGAGCAGCGGUCUCAAAGUGCGGCAACAUCCUAAAACUGGCUUUUACAUUCCUGAGCUAUUGAUUGUUCCCGUUGACAGUUUUAAGGACAUAUCUAAUCGUAUGAAUGAAGGGACACAGAACAGGACUGUUGCAUCGACAAACAUGAACAAGACGAGCAGUCGAGCGCACACUGUUGUGACACUGAAGUUUACUCAGAAGGGCAAGAGUGCUAGUGGUGCCAACACAACGAAGACGUCGAAUGUCAACCUUGUUGAUCUUGCUGGAAGUGAGAGAGCAGACAGCACGGGAGCGACUGGUGAGAGAUUAAAAGAAGGAGCCGCAAUCAAUCAGUCACUCUCAGCGCUGGGUAACGUAAUUGCUGCUUUGGCGGAUAACAAGAGUGGAACUAUUGUUCCGUACAGAGACUCUGUUCUUACCAAACUGCUGAAGAAUGCUCUGGGUGGAAACAGCAAAACAAUAAUGGUUGCUGCUCUCAGUCCUGCUGACAUAAAUUACGAGGAGACGUUAUCCACUCUACGCUAUGCUGACAGAGCAAAGCAAAUCAAAACCAAAGCAGUAGUAAACGAAUCUCCUACUGAGAAACUAAUUCGAGAACUACGUGAAGAAAAUGAUAAGCUUUUGUUAUUACUAAAACAAGGAGGAAGUACACUUACAGAAUUGACUGCUACUGGCACUGAAGAUGAUGGUGACGCUGAAGAACUAAGAGCUCAGCUUGAAGAGAAUGAAAAACAAAUGAAUGAAAUGAAGCAGAACUGGGAACAGAAGCUUAAGGACGCACACGAUGCUCUCCAGGAACGUGACAAUGAGGAAGAGCGGAAAAAGCAAGAACUUGCAACAGUUCCACAUUUUUACAAUCUUAACGUUGACCCUCAACUGACAAGAAUGAUAGUACACACUCUAAAACAAGGUCACUCUACUGUUGGUAGCAAGGGGAAAGAUUCUAAGCCUGACAUUCUGCUGAUUGGCUUGAACAUACUCCAGCAGCAUGCUGAGAUUGUUAACAUAGAUGGGUCUGUCAGUCUUACACCAAAUGAUGGAGCAGCUGUUAGGAUCAACGGUGAACUGGUGACAAGUAAAAUUUCUAUCCAUCAUAAUGACAGGAUACUCUUUGGAUCAAAUCACUUAUAUGUAUUCCAACACCCUGCUGAACAUCAAUCAGCAAAACAAAACGGUAUUCCUAUACAAGAAGUAUCUUAUGAUGAAGCUCAAGAGGAAAUUGCUCGGUGCUCUGGCAUUGAUGUCAAUAGUGGAAAUUCGGGUGACCAGAAAGCUGACCAGUUGUUGAAGGAAGAAUUGACGGAGAUGAUACCAAUGGUUAAUGAAGCCAAUGCAAUCAGUGAAGAGCUGGAUCGUAGAGUUCAGUUUGAAAUUGCUAUUUUGCCUGCUAUUGCCCUUGGACGUGAUUCUGACCACUCAGAAGUAUGGGUGCGGAUGAACAGUUUGGUCAACGAUCAAUCUUGGCUGUGGCCUCGUAACAAGUUUAUCAAUCGCAAAUACCUCAUGUCAGAAAUGUAUGAAAACUACGUGGAUGGAGAAAACUGGAAGCUUCCAGAUGAACGAGACCCAUUUACUGAAAAUCCAGAUACAGAAAUCUUAAUUGGUAGUACUACUGUCUAUUUGCAGAAUCUUGCGUAUUUGGUUGAUUUGCGAAAUCAAUAUGAGCUGCUGGACUACUGUGGCAACAAGACGGGAGUUAUAAAUGUUGACUUAGUCCCUUGUCGAGCUGAUGGUACUGAAAUAUCUGAUGAAGAUAAUGAUGAUGAUCUGUUUGUGGACAACCCUAGUGAACUCAUUGGUCGGUCUGUGAGUUUCUAUGUCAAAAUCCCCAACUGCCGAGGCCUGCCUCGUAGCAUAUACAAAGAAGUGUGGUGUCGUUAUAUAUUUUACGUUGACAACGAUCCCACUGAAACGAACCACAUUGAGGGUACCUCUAAUCCGGAUUUUAAUCAUGCAAGACUUAUUGUUGUGCCUGCUGCAACCAAACAAUUUGUGAACUAUGUGACAAAUCAGUACGUUCGUUUUGAAGUGUGGGGUAAGUAUGACGAGGCAAACGUUAGCAAGGCUACUCACAAUGGCACAACCCGUGAACUUAUAAAGUCUAAGAAGCAGCAAUCGGGUGUACCUGCUGGCAAAAAUUUACCAAAAGUUGCUCUUGAUAUGUGGAGAAAGAGAGGAGAACAGGAAGGAAACAGAAAGGAUCUUCAGCAACGAACUAUUCGACGCAAAACUGACUGCCUAGAGAAAAAGAUGGCUCUGAUAGUCCAGCUGCUUGAUAAAGCUGAGCAGCAGAACAAGAAGACUGUGAAGAUUGCUGACAUUCGUCAGAUUUUGAGUGGUUCUUGUCCAUCAGGACGAUCUUCAGGUACAGUCGUUUCGCCGUCAACUGUAUCUGUGAAAGCCGUGCAUGUUUCAACACAAACAUCCAAAUCAAAUGCCACCAAAGGGCCACGCUCACGAGUCUCAUCUUCAGACUCGAACAACAGCAAAUCAUCUGAUGAUAAAAGUCGUACGUGCAGCUUGGUGUAAUGAUUCAAUUAACAAGAGAAAAUCGGCAGGAAAUGUUAGAGAAAUAUUUAUGUGAGAUUUAUUUUAAUAGACAUCGAUGCACAUAUCAAACUAUGCACUCCACAUGUAACUGAUGUGGUCAAUUAUGAAGUUGAGCACAAAAAUUGAUUUAGUGGUUGUCAAAUGUGUCUAAAUUUAUCAAUAUGUAAUGCAGGCAUAAUAGACCAAGAUUUCUGAGAACUGUUGUCACUUCAAGGUAUAAUACUAAGAGUUGAUA
Corticium candelabrum is the source of this 3251-nucleotide messenger RNA. RefSeq names its product kinesin-like protein KIF28P. The transcript is spliced from 26 exons. Bases 32 to 2995 code for a protein of 987 amino acids. Gene Ontology annotation, molecular function: microtubule binding; ATP binding; microtubule motor activity. The record is from RefSeq and is a predicted model, not a curated record. Gene Ontology annotation, biological process: microtubule-based movement. Lineage: Eukaryota; Metazoa; Porifera; Homoscleromorpha; Homosclerophorida; Plakinidae.